GCGGCCUGCAGGCGGCGCUGUGGGCCGGCGGGCGGCGUCCGGGAGCCGCCAUCGCCGCGCAACGUCCGGGCCGGCCGCUGGGCGCCGCCGCCAUGGCCGACGCGGAGGACGGCGACGAGCCGUGCGCCCUGCUGGCGUCUCACGCGGCCGGCGCGGGCGCCAAGGCGGCCGGCGACAAGAUGUUCUCGCUCAAGAAGUGGAACGCGGUGGCCAUGUGGAGCUGGGACGUGGAGUGCGAUACGUGCGCCAUCUGCCGGGUGCAGAUGCCUGUCUUAGAUGUCAAGCUGAAAACAAACAAGAGGAUUGUGUUGUGGUCUGGGGCGAGUGCAACCACUCCUUCCACAACUGCUGCAUGUCCCUGUGGGUGAAGCAGAACAACCGCUGCCCCCUCUGCCAGCAGGACUGGGUGGUCCAGAGAAUCGGCAAGUGAGCCAGCGGGAGCCUUUCGGGGUGCAGCCGUCAGGACCCCCGGGGACGCCGGCCGCAGAUGGCGCCGCAGCGGGUCGCCGGCGCCCGCCGAGUCUGCACGUCCGGCCCGCUGGACUCGCCAGAGGCCCACCGGGCUCCUCAUUCUGUUGGUUCUGGUUUUUAGAAAGUCUCCACAAUUAAGAUGAUAAUUUAUUACAGUCGAGCUUCCCUACCUCUGUGCCGCGUGGCGCGUGCGGCCUUGAAGCGACCGUGGGCCGCGGGGCUGCGGGACCCGGCACCGGCUCUCCCGGGACCCCGGGCGUGUGGUCGCAGCGCCGGGCACGAGAGAGCUUAUGCAUGCGCUGGUUGAUGGGUUUUUAAAAAGACGAUGUGACGGUAACCAAUAAAGUGCAGUUUAAAAGGCAA
Messenger RNA from Sorex araneus (European shrew), 834 nucleotides. It is a transcript of the gene RNF7, whose product is annotated as ring finger protein 7. The coding region runs from base 93 to 368 and encodes 91 amino acids. Lineage: Eukaryota; Metazoa; Chordata; Mammalia; Eulipotyphla; Soricidae. Gene Ontology annotation, molecular function: cullin family protein binding; zinc ion binding; ubiquitin protein ligase activity. Gene Ontology annotation, cellular component: nucleus; Cul5-RING ubiquitin ligase complex. The record is from RefSeq and is a predicted model, not a curated record. Gene Ontology annotation, biological process: protein ubiquitination; ubiquitin-dependent protein catabolic process. The transcript has 3 exons.